Messenger RNA from Notothenia coriiceps (black rockcod), 1681 nucleotides. RefSeq names its product adenylate kinase 7-like. Gene Ontology annotation, molecular function: ATP binding; nucleobase-containing compound kinase activity. NCBI's taxonomy places the organism in Eukaryota, Metazoa, Chordata, Actinopteri, Perciformes, Nototheniidae. The record is from RefSeq and is a predicted model, not a curated record. The coding region runs from base 1 to 1104 and encodes 367 amino acids. Gene Ontology annotation, biological process: nucleobase-containing compound metabolic process. The transcript has 9 exons.
AUGGAUGCUGUUCCCCAGGGAGUGGUCAGCAGAGAGCAGGGGAAGGAGGAGGCACUUACUCCAAUCAGAAUCGGCGUGGUCGGACCUCCAGCUGUGGGAAAAACCACCGUUUCAGAAAAGCUCUGUAAUCAUUAUAAAAUUCACCACAUCAGGAUCAGAGAGGUCAUCGAGGAGAAGAUCAAACAGCUGAAAGAGAUAGUUGAUGGAGCUGACCCUGAAAGUGCCAGUGAAGACUUAGCGGUUGAUGCUGCACAGACACAACUGGAAAUCUGUAACAAAAGCAUGGAAAUGAAUGCAGGGCGACUGGCUGACUAUCUGGUUUUUGACAUUUUGCAAGAAAAGCUGAAUUCGCCGCCAUGCAGGAACCAAGGAUUCGUUCUCGAUGGCUUCCCCAAGACCUACGAGCAAGGAAAGCUGAUUUUCUCUGAGGAGGACCCAGAGAACCAGGAUGUGAUGAUCAAAGCACCUUUAUACAUCAAGAAGAUCACCCCAGAGCAUGUUUUCGCCCUCAAUGCGACGGAUGGCUUUCUGACGCAGAGAGCUCGGGGGCUUCCACAGAGCGUGGCAGAGGAGAUGAGAUACACCGAGGAGGAGCUUUCCUCUCGCCUGACCAGAUACAGAGAGCUCAGUGCCGCCGAGGAAACUCUGCUGGACUACUUCGAUGAGCUCGAGAUUCACCCAGAACAUAUUGAGGUCACUACAGAUGAUCCAGAGUACGCAGACGUUGUGAAGAAGAUCACAGAGCUGGUGGGGGUUCCUAAAAACUAUGGGCUGAGUCGGGAGGAGAAGAAGGAAGAGGAGAGAAACAAGGAGGAAGAGAGGAAACAGAAAGUGGCUGCAGAGGCUGCUGAGAGGAAACGCAGGAACGAGGCAGCGCUGGCCGAGAUGGCUGCUCAGUACGACGAGUGGCAGGAGAAUUUGUCAGAGGUGCAGCGGCAGGAGAAGGAGCUUCACGACGCUCACUCGCUUCCUCUGAGGAAUUACCUGAUGAAGUACGUGAUGCCCUCGCUCACUGCGGCCAUGACAGAGUGCACCAGGAUCAAACCAGAGGACCCCGUGGACUUUCUGGCUGAACAUCUCCUACGGAAAAACCAACAAGAAUGACGAGGAAAUGACCCGAUAGAUGAUUUAGCCAUUGGUAUUUUCUUACUUGAACCUCUUGCGUCGUGCUAAAUAUCAAUAAGAAUGAUAUGUAAAAAAGUGUACUGUAAUUAAGAAAUGUGAUAUACUUACAUUUAGUCCAUGUCAUUUGUCUAAAUAGUUCAAUAUGAAAACUUGAAUGUAAUGUAGAGAAAAUAUUAAUUAAUGUAUUUCUUGCACGUUAUGUGAUUCAUUAAACUUUCAUUUUGGCUACAAGAUACAACUGUGCAUGCAGAAUGUGAAAUCUCAGGGUUCAACUUGAAGUCUGCUCUUUCAACACAAGGUGGUGCAGACAUCCUACCAAACAAAAGCUAUAUGUCACAAGCUAUAAAAGCUUCUUGGAUUAAAGUGUCUCUAUAAGUAUGUUUUUCAAUUCCACUUAUAGACGAGAGAGUUCUCAUGUAGUUGGAUGCUUUGAAAAUGUGUCAUGCUUUGCUGUGCUUUUAUAAAAAAUUAGUCGGGUGGGGGGAAAGGGCCUUUGUUAUAAAAUGGGUCAUAAAAUAAGAACGUUUGGCUCUAAUUGUUGUGGAAAUAAAGUGGU